UGUAGAUCUGUAGCAGGGAUAUUUCAUCGAGUGCGGGCUGAAAUAUUGCCUAAGAAGCGUGAAGUAAUCAGCUAGUAUUGAUCCUCUUCCGAACCAUACAUUAUUCAUUUACUUUCCUCUUCCGCCACGCGCGAGAGUGGAUUUCGACGCCGCACGCGCCGGAUUUCCCCUUCUUUACAACUUCACUUACUGGCUUUGUCUUUGCAUCAACACAGUCGCUGGGGUAAAAGUACUGCCUCAAAUACACCUAAUACUUCGUGUCAUUCUCGUCAGGUGUAUUCCGGCAUCGUUCAGAGCAUUACUUGCACAACUAUCUCUGACGCGACAGUCGCGAUGCCGCCCAAGGACAAAGCUGCCGCGGAAGCAUCAUCUUCCCAAGAGAUCACGGGCCAGAGCGCACUUCCCAUCUCGCGGAUCAAGAAGAUUAUUCAAUUAGAUGACGAUAUCGUACAAUGUUCGAGCAACGCUACGUUUGUGAUCGCAAUGGCUACGGAACUGUUCAUCCAAUACCUUACCGAACAAGGACACAACGUCGUUAAAUCAGAACGGAAGCCGCGCAAGCUUAUCCAAUACAAAGACCUGGCUACGGCCGUAUCACACAUCGAUAAUCUCGAAUUCCUCUCUGACGUGAUUCCCAAAACCACAACCUAUAAGCAGUUCAAGGAGAAACGGGCAAAGGAGAAGGAACCCGGACCCGAGAAGGGACAGCGCACAUUAAACGGCAAUAUACCUGCAGCGGUCGAAGAGAAAGAGGAAGUCGAGGAACAACAGAGUCUACAGCCAGUAGAGGACAAGCCUUCGAGGGGUUCUCGACCGCCAACGGUGACAAUGAUGGUGGAUCGAACGGUUGAUGCAUCUGCUGGAGAUCAGGAUGUCGAGAUGACGGACCAGUGACGGAUUCCGACGAUUAUGAGUUCUGGAAUUAUAUAUAUAUGUGUGUAUCUUUGCAUGGUGGAGUUAUUUGGGAGGGUAUUAUUUUGCUUGGGUUUUGACCUGUGGGUUAGUCAAUUAAAAACAUGCUGUUAACUAGUUGAUUUCGCAUUGGCAUAUUCGGAUACUAUUGGGGCAGCGGAAUGGAACGGACGACGGGAUGAGCGGGAGGAAGGGAGUGAACGACGAAUGGCGUAAUGCGGGUAUAUAGUUGUUAGCAAAACAAAACAAAAAGGAAUAAAUGAAUGAUCAUGAAGACAC
Molecule: messenger RNA, 1191 nt
Organism: Aspergillus piperis CBS 112811
Lineage: Eukaryota; Fungi; Ascomycota; Eurotiomycetes; Eurotiales; Aspergillaceae
Product: histone-fold domain-containing protein
Exons: 4
Coding region: 334-894 (186 amino acids)
Cellular component (GO): nucleus; CHRAC
Molecular function (GO): protein heterodimerization activity
Source: RefSeq, a predicted model, not a curated record